Castor canadensis (American beaver) is the source of this 1455-nucleotide messenger RNA. It is a transcript of the gene Mmp11, whose product is annotated as matrix metallopeptidase 11. The record is from RefSeq and is a predicted model, not a curated record. Gene Ontology annotation, molecular function: metalloendopeptidase activity; zinc ion binding. Gene Ontology annotation, cellular component: extracellular matrix. Gene Ontology annotation, biological process: proteolysis; extracellular matrix organization; collagen catabolic process. Lineage: Eukaryota; Metazoa; Chordata; Mammalia; Rodentia; Castoridae.
AUGGCUCGGGCCGCCUGGCUCCACUGCGCGGCCCCGCGCGCCCCCCUGCUCCUGCUGCUGCUGCUGCUCCCGCUCCCGCCGCCGCCGCUGCUGGCUCGGGCCAGGCCGCCGGAUACCCAUCAUCGCCACCCUGUGAGGAGGGUGCCACAGCCCCGGCAUGCAGCUUUGCCUGCCCCUGCUGCCCUGGAGGUCCCCCAGCCUGCUGGUGGUCCUAGACCUCCACGAUGUGGCGUGCCUGACCCACCUGAUGGGCUGAGUGCCCGGAACCGUCAGAAACGAUUUGUGCUGUCUGGAGGACGCUGGGAAAAGACAGACCUCACCUACAGGAUCCUCCGGUUCCCGUGGCAGCUGGUACGGGAGCAGGUGCGGCAGACAGUGGCAGAGGCCUUACAGGUGUGGAGCGAGGUGACACCACUUACCUUCACCGAGGUGCACGAGGGCCGUGCUGACAUCGUGAUCGACUUCACCAGGUACUGGCAUGGUGACAACCUGCCAUUUGAUGGGCCUGGGGGCAUCCUGGCCCAUGCCUUCUUCCCCAAGACCCACCGAGAAGGGGACGUCCACUUUGACUAUGAUGAGACCUGGACUAUUGGAGACAACCAGGGCACAGAUCUGCUACAGGUGGCAGCUCAUGAAUUUGGCCAUGUGCUGGGGCUGCAACACACAACAGCAGCUAAGGCCCUUAUGUCUCCCUUCUACACCUUCCGCUACCCACUGAGCCUCAGCCCAGAUGACCGCAGGGGCAUCCAGCACCUAUAUGGCCAGCCCCGGCAGGCCCCCACCUCCCAGGCCCCAGCCCUGGGCCCCCAAGCUGGGAUAGACACCAAUGAGAUUACACCAUUGGAGCUGGAAACCCCACCUGAUGUCUGUGAGGCCUCCUUUGAUGCAGUCUCCACCAUCCGAGGCGAGCUCUUCUUCUUCAAGGCGGGCUUUGUGUGGAGGUUGCGUGGUGGCCGGCUACAACCUGGAUACCCUGCGCUGGCCUCUCGCCACUGGCAAGGGCUACCCAGCCUUGUGGAUGCAGCCUUUGAGGAUGCCCAGGGUCACAUCUGGUUCUUCCAGGGUGCUCAGUACUGGGUAUAUGAUGGUGAGAAGCCAGUCCUGGGUCCUGCACCCCUCUCUGAGCUGGGCCUGAUAGGGUCCCCAGUCCAUGCUGCCUUGGUCUGGGGUCCUGAGAAGAACAAGAUCUACUUCUUCCGAGGUGGGGACUAUUGGCGUUUCCACCCCAGCACCCGGCGUGUGGACAGUCUUGUGCCUCGCCGUGCCACUGACUGGCGAGGGGUGCCCUCUGAGAUCGAUGCCGCCUUCCAGGAUGCUGAUGGCUAUGCCUACUUCCUGCGUGGCCGCCUCUACUGGAAGUUUGACCCUGUGAAGGUGAAGGCUCUGGAGGGCUUCCCCCGCCUUGUGGGUCCUGACUUCUUCGGCUGUGCAGAGGCUGCCAACACUUUCCGCUGA